AUGCCCACUCACGGUGUGUGACUGUUCUGGUAUUGUGAUUUUCUACUGCACAGCAUCCAAGAACUUUUGGGGAAUACACUGAAGAAAGUGAUCUCAACCAGAGGACUCCAGCUUACACUGUUUUCUGUGGUGCAUGAUGUGUCGCCUCCUGAACGUCCUGCUGGCUUUGCUGAGUCGCUUCCUGUUUGCGGUCCAUGGCGUGGUGACAGUGUGGCGUGUGGUGGCCGUUAAAGAGGAGCCGCUCUAUUGGCUGCUGCUGACGGGCGUAGCUCUGCUGGGCGUGGAAAUGGCUGUCACUCUGAAGUGCACUCAAAAUGCAGAGUGGAAAUGGUUCUCCCCCAUGGUUUUCCUCUACCUCAGUACUGUCAUCCCGUCCAUUUGGUUCCUGGAGCUGAGCCUGCUGCAGUCCAAGCUGCCUGUCAACAAUUCCUCAGGCCCUGAGCUUCAUUUGCUGGCUCGCAUCCCGAUCACAGCGGGCAUCGUGGAGCUGGACCCAGAGAACUGGGUGGCUGGCCUGGAGCAAACUAUGCUUAUAGUGCUGGUUCUGGGUCGGUGGCUGAUGCCCAAAGGGGACAUGUCCCGUGACCAGCUCUCCCAGCUCCUCAUGGUCUACGUGGGACUGGGCGCCGACAUCCUGGACAUCUUCGAUACCUUCAAGGAACCUGAGGUUAAAACCAACCGAGCGGUCGUCAUCAUGGGCCUGGGCCUUUUCUCUUGGGCGCUCAUGCAGUUUCCUCUGGUGCUCACCCAGACACAACCCUCAAAGGGAGAGCCUCCACGGAGCAGUGUAGGUGGCGCUCCAUCGUCAUUCACCUCCUGCUGCUCCAGCGAAGUGUGGAGCUUGCUGCUCACGGUAGGACUCCAAGAUGGCCCAUUUCUGCUUUACCGGCUCUACCUCAUGGUCCAAGAGCAGGUACUCAACCAGCUGAUGAUCUUCUUCACCUGCAAGAACAUCCUCAUCGUCCUCUUGGAGCUUUAUAGAAUCUUUGUGGUGCAGUGCGAGCAGCCGGUUGGGGAAUCGAGGUCGGAGAGGUGUGCUGCUUUGGUGCGGUGUCGAACCCAGAGGGGAAGGGAGGAGGAGGAGGAGGAGGAGGAAGAAGCAGGUGGAGAGGGGCAGAGCUGUCAUACAGACACAGAGAGGGGCACUGAGAGGGAGGAAGAUCAGAGAGGUGUCCAGGUAUAG
This is a messenger RNA of Centropristis striata (black sea bass), 1183 nucleotides long. RefSeq names its product transmembrane protein 26. The record is from RefSeq and is a predicted model, not a curated record. The coding region runs from base 134 to 1183 and encodes 349 amino acids. The transcript has 4 exons. NCBI's taxonomy places the organism in Eukaryota, Metazoa, Chordata, Actinopteri, Perciformes, Serranidae.